GUAAGUAGAAGCGGUGGAAGAGUAGGAGAGAAGAAGAAAAUCUUGAUGAACGCAAUCUCAUAUUAGAACCUUAAAUUGUUUUGUUCUUAAAUAAAAUUAAGCCGUCAACAAUCCGCUGGGAAAACAAAAGAACUCGCCAUUGUUGAUCUAGCUGCGACGAAAAGGCAAUAAUGGAGCCAUCGGAGGAACCAGGUCCAGACCCAGGUACUCAGGAUGUGAACCCCUUGUUUCUGCAGCAGCUCAGAGAGCUGGACAUCCCUGAAGAGGCAGCAAAACAGGCGCUCCUGCACACUCGGAACGUGUCUGCCGAAGAGGCGGCCAUGUACUACUUCAACAAGCUGGAGAAUGAGGAGGAGGGGGAUGAAGACCUCUCAUUCAAGAUGGUAUUUGUGGUUAAUAUGGACCUUGCCAUGGGUGUUGGAAAGGUGGCUGCCCAGGUCGGCCAUGCUGCUGUGGGGUUGUACCAGGCUCUACAGGAGAGAAACAGCUGGAGAGAGAUGGCCUGGAAGUGGGACCAUAGUGGGGCCAAGAAGGUGGUGGUCCAAGGCACCAACAUGGCUCAUCUGCUGGAGCUACAGGCCCUGGCCAUGAGCCUCAGCCUGCCCACUUACCUGGUCCAAGAUGCAGGACUUACCCAGGUGGAGUCUGGGUCCCGCACUGUACUGGCCAUCAUGGGAGAAGAGGAUAUGGUGAACAAUGUCACUGGUAGUCUGAAGCUGCUUUGAGUGGCAAGAUGUCUUUUUAAAGGUGGAUGGUUGGCCUCCCCUGGCUGUUAUGCCACAUAGUAACCAGAGGAGGGCAGCAUUUCACUGCAGAUUGUUGCCACACAAGCAUCAACACCUUGAACAAGAGGUGGAGAAGGGUGGAGAGCAGACAUGUUCUAACAGCAGUAAACUAAACAAACAGUCAGCCAUUUGUUUCCUUUUCUUUCUCUGUGCUGCUUAGUUAGCUGUUGAAAGCAGGAAGGGAGUGGGAGGGUGGCUCCUUCAUUAGGAGCAAAAAAAAAAGACAGGUGAAAUUUCUGUUAAUGCCGACCUUUUUCUGUUGCACGUACAUUUUAUAAAUACACACACACACACACACAUAUA
Melanotaenia boesemani (Boeseman's rainbowfish) is the source of this 1088-nucleotide messenger RNA. RefSeq names its product UBA_like_SF and PTH2 domain-containing protein. NCBI's taxonomy places the organism in Eukaryota, Metazoa, Chordata, Actinopteri, Atheriniformes, Melanotaeniidae. The record is from RefSeq and is a predicted model, not a curated record. Bases 171 to 725 code for a protein of 184 amino acids. Gene Ontology annotation, molecular function: peptidyl-tRNA hydrolase activity; protein binding. The transcript has 7 exons. Gene Ontology annotation, cellular component: cytosol; mitochondrion.